This is a messenger RNA of Anoplophora glabripennis (Asian longhorned beetle), 986 nucleotides long. RefSeq names its product 39S ribosomal protein L13, mitochondrial (gene mRpL13). Gene Ontology annotation, cellular component: ribosome; mitochondrial large ribosomal subunit. Lineage: Eukaryota; Metazoa; Arthropoda; Insecta; Coleoptera; Cerambycidae. The record is from RefSeq and is a predicted model, not a curated record. Gene Ontology annotation, molecular function: structural constituent of ribosome; mRNA binding. Gene Ontology annotation, biological process: translation; negative regulation of translation. The transcript is spliced from 4 exons. The coding region runs from base 66 to 602 and encodes 178 amino acids.
AAUAUACGUAUAAUAACCUCAAAUUUUAAUGUUAUUGUUGCAAUUGUAUUUAAUUUUAUUAUAUAAUGUCGGCAUUAAAACGGGUGCAGCAAUGGGCCACUUUUGCAAGAGUUUGGCAUCUGUACGACGCUGCAUGGCAAAAUCCAUUCAAUUCAGCAAAAGUUAUAAAAAAAUAUUUAAUGGGAAUGCACAAACCGAUAUAUCACCCACUAAAUGAUUGUGGGGAUGUGGUAGUGGUUAUUAAUAGUGCUGAUAUUGCAUUACCUGGUGAUGAAUGGAAAAAAAGAGUAUAUUUCCACCAUACAGGAUAUCCAGGUGGUGCUUCAUGGACUCUAGCUUGGGAGUUACAUAAUAAAGAUCCAACAAUGGUGCUUAAAAAAGCAGUCUAUAACAGCAUGGAUGGUAACUUACAAAGACGGUACACGAUGCAGAGGUUAUUUAUUUUCCCCGAUUCCAAUGUUCCCAAUGAUUUAAUGGAGAAUAUUUCAAAUCAAAUUAAGCAAAUAAGGAAAGUACCAAAGAGACUUGAUAAAUAUUCUGAAAAAGAAGUAAAAGAAUUUCCCAAAAUUAUUGAUUACCCAAGGGAUUAUAUUGUACGAUAAAUUAGUUGUGUGCAAUGAACUUUUGAAUAUUUUCUUUAUAGUAUUAUGUAUUACAAAAACUUGGUAUUCAUAUAAUUUCAUGUAUUAGACUUAAUUAUUUAAGUGGUAAGCUCUUAUCUACAAAGCUGGGUGUAAAGAGAAAGACAAAUUGAUAAAUUGAAAUUAUACAGUGCAUUGCUACAGAAUUUACCAAUGAUCAGUUUAUUCUUGCACUAUGCCUGAUGCGUAUUUCUUUGUCUUAACAACCGAAAAAAUAGCUUUUAUUGACUUACUCGCUAUUUUUUAGCAAUGUAGGCAAGGGCUUGCUGUAGAUGAAACCAAUCAUGUUGAAAAACCAAAAUCUGUUUUAAUGUAAUUAAUCAGUAAAAAGUUUCUGCACAUUCA